UGACACGCUGAUCAGUGAUGGGUCUGUGGAUAAGACAAUUGGAUCUAUUGGGCAUGCUAAGGGCUGGUUUACAUUAGACCGUAUCUGUAUCUGCAUUGUUUCGAUUGUAAAUGCAUUGCCCAUGCACAUAAAAACGCAGAAAAAAUAACUCCACAGGUGGAAUAAUUUGAAUCAGCCAGGGUUCUGAUCUACCUAGAUCUGGUUUACAUCUGAUCCGGCGAUACGUUAACCCUGGGAUCCGAGGAUAUGUUGCUCAACAUACCGGUAGCUUUUCUACAAUACGGUUGUGAUUCAAUAUAUAUAAUGGUCUUUACCCAGGUAAUUCCCACUGUAAUGACGGACUGCUGCUGGAGACUAAGGAGAGAUCUUCAGCAUGUCCUGGAGUCGGUGAUGUGGACGGGAUGAGACACUGUGUGGGCAGGGUGGCAGACUAUUGAUGCCGUCAUGGGGGGAACCCUGUCCAGAUACUCGCCUUUCUUCUUCUUCCUCAUGAUUGCAGCGGUCUUCCUCAUCCUACACAACAUUCACUUCCUGGAGAGGUUCAAUUCUGAGCCAGUGUCCUGUCUACGUCCACCUCAACCUCGUAUCAACAACAGCUCUGUCAUCAAUACCUCUGCAAACCUCACCUCAAGAACUUACCUCCACACCUUACCUCCAGAGCUCCAAAGUCAGAAGUCUUGCCCUCACGUGGGCCAGCAGCCCACCCCGGAAGAGGCCCAAGAGCAGCGCACUCUCCUGGACUCUAUCGCCUGGCCUGGGCCCCCGAGACUGGAGGUGCCGGUCAACCAGAGCAGUGACCCGGCCCAUAGCUACUUUGUGAUCCAGCCUCCCGUCAAUGCCUCUGGCCAGGCCACGACGUGGCGGGUUGGGGGCAAGCUGGAGGUUCUGGUCCACAUGCAUGACUUCCUGAGCCGGCCCAAGAGCUAUGGAGGGGACUUCCUACUGGCCCGGAUCCGAUCUGUACAGCUUGGCGCCGGUGCGUCGGGCCGGGUGGUUGACCGGCAGAACGGGACUUAUGAGGUGGAGCUGCCGCUGCUGUGGGCAGGGGCAGCACAGGUGGAGAUAACCCUGGUGCACUCCAGCGAGGGGGUGGGCGUGCUCAGGCGCCUCAGAAAGGAGCAGUCGGACCGGGUCUACUUCAAGAGUCUCUUCCGAUCUGGUGGGUUGUCCGAGACCACCCAGUGUGACAUGUGUCUUCCCACUGGGCCAGGGAAGGCGCCACUGUGCGACUACACGGACCCGCAGACUGGUGAGCCCUGGUACUGCUACAAGCCCAAACGGUUGGGCUGCAACAGGCGUGUCAACCAUUUUAAAAGUGGCUACAAGAAAAACCUGCUCUACCCCAAUGAGUCUUUGCUCUUCACAAGUUCGACCAUCCAAAUUCCUGUUAAGGCACAGGGGAUGGAUCACAUAACCAUUCUACCUGCAGAAAAUGGCCAGUCUUUGGUUGGCCAGGACCAAUCAAAGUUUGUGCCGUCUGGGUAUUACCACCAAGGCUCCUGGAGGACUCUAUCUGGCGUCCCCAUCAAACACUUUAACAACCCUGCUGCAGUCAAACAAUGCCUGAAAGGAAAACUGUUUUACCUGUUUGGAGACUCCACAGUCCGACAGUGGUUUGAGUACCUCACAGCCUUUGUCCCAGAGUUCAGCCUGCGCAGCCAAAAGAACGUGGGUCCUUUCCUGGCGGUAGACAGUGCCAACAACAUCCUGUUGACGUUCCACUCCCACGGCCCUCCCAUCCGCUUUAACACCUUGCAGUCCAGCGAGAUAGAAUAUGUGGCCAAUCGCAUAGACGCGCUGCGUGGGGGCCGGGACACCAUUGUGGCUCUGAGCCUCUGGUCUCACUUCAGUACCUUUCCCGUGGAGGUGUAUAUCCGGCGGCUGCGCCACGUCCGGCGUGCUGUGGCCAGACUGCUGGACCGGGCACCGGGCACACUGGUGGUGGUGCGCACAGCAAACCCCCAGAUCACAGAUCCGAACUACAGCCUGUACAACAGCGACUGGUAUUCCCUGCAGCUGGACACGGUGCUGAGGGCCAUGUUCCGUGACGUGCGGGGAGUGGUGCUACUGGAUGCCUGGGACAUGACACUGGCGCACCCCACCCAACCUCGCCUCCUGCACCCGGCCAAGGAGAUCAUCAGCAAUAUGGUGGACAUCAUCCUGUCUCACGCUUGCCCAGUCAAACAAAAGGGGUGAAGUUGGAGGGCACUGAACAUUUGAAGUCAAGUGUGUGUGUUUGUGUGUGUGUGUGUGUGUGUGUGUGUG
Messenger RNA from Engraulis encrasicolus (European anchovy), 2265 nucleotides. RefSeq names its product NXPE family member 3-like. The record is from RefSeq and is a predicted model, not a curated record. Bases 445 to 2196 code for a protein of 583 amino acids. The transcript is spliced from 5 exons. Lineage: Eukaryota; Metazoa; Chordata; Actinopteri; Clupeiformes; Engraulidae.